This is a messenger RNA of Adineta ricciae, 1317 nucleotides long. NCBI's taxonomy places the organism in Eukaryota, Metazoa, Rotifera, Eurotatoria, Adinetida, Adinetidae. The record is from the annotation of a GenBank genome assembly.
AUGCUAUGGAUGAGAUCGAUCCAUCGAUUCUUACUUCAUCAUUUCAUAUUUGUAUGCUUUUUGUGUACUGUUUUCAUAUUUGGUUAUAGUCUCAUCUAUUUUCUCGGUGAUGAUCAAAACCAAGUGUUGGAUUUCAGUGAAUAUGAUGAUAAUAUUACUUUCUGGAGUAAUGAUUAUCAUAUCAGUCCAAUACAUGAUUUGAAGAAUACCUUAACACCACUUGGUGUUCGUUUCAUUGAUGAAAGUCUUUCGGCAUCAUGUAGUACGACGAAAACUUGUGCAAAGCAUCUGUAUGUUUUAUCAACACUUAAUGGAAUGAAUCCGAAUCAAUCGAUUCGUAAACGAUUUUAUGAGUUCUACAAAGAUGAUCCAUUAAUGAAUCAUGUUGAUGCAUUUGUUUGUUUUCAUCCAGCAGCAAUGUGUGAAUUAUUUAUGCCAUUCAAUCGAACAAUUAUCGUUAUAGCAUCAACUCGUUAUGAAUUAGGAAGAUUCGCUGUCGAUGAAUGGAAUCAAUGGAAUCAAAACUUACGUUUGAUCGCUUCAGAUUCUCGCAAUGUUGUUGCUGCAAAUAAUCUGUACGAUGCUGAAUAUAUUCGAUAUUUUACUGGUAUAAAUACAACUGUCUUACCACACAUGUGUGCUUAUACAAACGUUCACUAUCGAUCUGUAAACACUCGUUCGGAAUUCAUAUUGUUUCCUUCGAAUAGCUACGUUCAAUUUACUCAACAAUUCUUCGAAGAAUUGAAUGUUUCCAUAAAAAAAGCCAAAACAUCGAUCAUAGUGCAACCACUACGCAAACUCUACCAUACUUACGAUUAUUCCGAUUUGGUUCGUCAUCCAGGCAUUAUCUAUUUGCCAUAUCAAGUAUCAACAAUGAGUAUAUUCGAACAAUAUACCAUGAAUAUUCCAUUGUUUUUCCCAUCGAUUGAUUUGUUAACUGAAUGGCAUUUGAAAUACAGUCUUGUCUACGAUCGGACAUGGGACAAGGUGUUCACUGGAAAAGGCAAGUCUCGAUCAGCUAUUCCACCGUAUGAUUUAAAUACAACCGUUCCCGAUCCAAAUAAUGAAUUCGAUCGUUCUUCCAUAUAUUAUUGGCUAAAAUACGCUGACUAUUACCAAUGGCCUUACAUAACCUAUUUCGAAUCCAUUGACGAUCUGGUUUCGAAAUUACUUCAGACAAAUUUAAACUAUAUCAGUGAGCAAAUGUCGAUAUACAAUCAAAGAAAACAGUCGAAAUUACUUGAAGACUGGCAGAACAUUCUCAAACGUAUAUCUACGUCAUCAAAGUUUUUAAUGAAAAAAGAAAAAACUCAAUAG